AAAAAAAGACGAAGAAUCGAAAGAUAUUUUACUUAAAAAGACCAUAUUCGAAAGAUGAUCAUCACUGAGAAAACAGCAGCCAGCAUUUGCUCCACCACCAUCAACAGCUGCGUCGGUCUAGAGUCGCAGCCGCUGAAACAGAUGUUACUGCAACUUCAAGCAAAGUGGAGAGUGGUCAAGUGGAUUGUAAUUUUGUUGGUUUUGACAUUUGUGCUGUCUCUAGCUGUUUACCAUUUGGCGUCUCUUGUUCAGCCACUGCCUCUACCGCUGCAGCAAAUUUCAAGCUUUUCAGCGUUUGUGCCGCCUCUGAUCGCAGCCAAACAGAGUUCUAACAUUACUGAUAAUGUUGAGGCAGAAGAUAGGCAAAAUUUGGCAAGAAUCCUAAGAGAAGCAGCGACCAAGGAGAAGACGGUGAUAGUGACGAUAAUGAAUCAGGCUUGGGCGGAGGCAAAUUCGACGUUUGAUGUGUUUCUUGAGAGCUUUCGAAUCGGCAUAGGGACGGAGAGGCUACUCCGCCACGUUGUGGUGGUGUGUUUAGACGAUAAAGCCUAUACAAGGUGCUUGGAAGUCUUACCUCACCGUUGCUUCUUUCUGAGGACUACUGGAGUUGAUUUCUCCGGCGAGAAGCGGUUCAUGGUACCGGAUUACCUCAAGAUGAUGUGGCGCCGUACAGAGUUCUUAGGUUCUAUGCUUAAGCUUGGAUAUAACUUCCUUUUCACGGACAUGGAUACAAUUUGGCUUAGAGAUCCAUUUCCUCGAUUUUUCGCGGACGCAGAUUUUCAGAUUGCUUGCGAUGUCUUCUUCAACGGAAAUUCUAGCGACACCGGCAAUGCAGCCAAUGGCGGAUUUAAAUUCGUCAAAUCAAACCGCAGAACAAUCAAGUUCUAUAACUAUUGGUAUGAAUCCAGACUACGAUUCCCCGGGGAUAACGAGCAGGACGUGCUUAACCGGAUCAAAGCUGAUCAAUACGUGAAGAAAACCGGGCUCAAAAUGAGGUUUCUCGACAUGACACACGUUGGGAAUUUCUGCCAACGAGAGUGGGAUAUUACCAAAGUUUGCAUAAUGCAUGGGAAUUGUUGCGUUGGACAGGAUAAUAAGAUCAAGGACUUAAGACAAAUGCUAGAGGAUUGGAAGAAUUUUGUGUCCAAUGGAACCGGGGAAGGAGGGUUUCGGCAGCCGAUGAAUUGCCGGAGAAGCUUAAGAAGAUAGAUGUUUCAACAAAAGUCUGAAGGGUUAAUUCGCUUGUAUAUAUGCUUUUAAGAUUAAGACAACCAAGUCAAGAAUCGAACAUAUAUAUAAAUGCUUUUAAGUUUAGUAAUAUUAGUAACUAGACUGAACUUGUCCCACUUCUCUCAGAUAAACUUAUUACCUUAAUUUUCACCUGA
This is a messenger RNA of Capsella rubella, 1385 nucleotides long. RefSeq lists its product as uncharacterized. The transcript is spliced from 3 exons. Bases 55 to 1209 code for a protein of 384 amino acids. The record is from RefSeq and is a predicted model, not a curated record. NCBI's taxonomy places the organism in Eukaryota, Viridiplantae, Streptophyta, Magnoliopsida, Brassicales, Brassicaceae.